Molecule: messenger RNA, 1214 nt
Organism: Mytilus trossulus (common blue mussel)
Lineage: Eukaryota; Metazoa; Mollusca; Bivalvia; Mytilida; Mytilidae
Exons: 1
Coding region: 1-1122 (373 amino acids)
Source: RefSeq, a predicted model, not a curated record
AUGAUACAACACUUGCUUGGAAUACUUGUAGGAAUUUAUCUGAUGCCAGCAGUUUCAGGUCAGUCGCGCAGUUUCUUUGAUAUGAAUUGUCCUCGGAAUAUAUCUGUUAAUUUAAGGAAAUGUGAAGUCUUGGUUGAGUCUCGAUUAGAUUUUACUGACUUUAGACAAUGGACAUCUGAGCUUGAGAGCGCAGUUAAAGUAUCAUUAGACGUAACCUGUAAGUCGAAGGGGGUAUUCUUCCUCCCAAGGCCAAUGACAGCGAGAGGGCUUAUCAAACUUAACGUGAAAGGAUGCGUACUGGCAGGAUACUUUUCAGAGUCUUUGACCCCUACAAAUUUGAAAGAUGAACUACUAGAGUUAUCUUUAGAUAACUGCGUUAUCGCAAGCAAUGUGAAACGUUUAAUAGAUUCAGUUAACAAACCAGUGACCAAGGAAAUCGAUUGUGGACAACAAACCUUACAGAGAUCGGUAUGGCGUAAUAUAUCAUACACGAAUACGAACGACAUGGAGGGUGUUACAGUAGAUGACUUUCUGAAGUUCUUUUCAUCACUCGAUCAAUUCCUUAAUAACAUUAAUCGAAUUAAAUAUAGAUGCAAAUAUUCCAAUUUAGAAUACAUUGAUGAAAGUAUGGGCAGCAAUCGCAACAAACAUAGUUUCCUAAUGAUGACUGCUUAUUCAGAUUUCCCGGCUCUUCACACAUUUCUUUGGACAUAUAAUGGAUACAGUAGCGUACCCCAAGAGCUAACUGAUUGGAGGAAAUAUUUUCCACAACUAAAACUUUUAUACCUUUCGUAUAAUAAUAUUACAAAAUUCAACUUUUUGGGAGCACCCUUCACAGAAAUGGUAUCAAAAUCAGAGCCUCUAGUGAUUGAUCUUUCUCAUAAUUCUGUAAAUGAAAUUCCAGUAGACAUGCCGGAUUAUCUCACUGGUUCUGUGCCGAUUAUUGUUGAUUUAACUGGAAAUCCGCUAAAAUGUGACUGCAACUUCCUACGAUAUAAAAACUAUGUUAUGCAUGCGCUGAAAAUAUUUCAGAAAUAUGGAAACCUGUCUCGGAUAACUUGUCGUUCUGUAAAAAUGCACGGGACAAUACAGCUAGUAAAUUACAGUAACAAUAAUUGUUAAGAACAUAUCAUUUUGCUUUCAAUUUCUUGGCCAUCUCAACAUCUGACACUUAACCAGGAUAUAGUUAAGCUAUUAUAACAAUGAUAGUUGUA